Molecule: messenger RNA, 423 nt
Organism: Symbiodinium necroappetens
Lineage: Eukaryota; Dinophyceae; Suessiales; Symbiodiniaceae
Source: the annotation of a GenBank genome assembly
GAUGCCGUGGAAAACGCAAAGGAGGUUUGCGAUUUCCGAUAUGCUGAAAUCGAGGGCGAUCAGGGCCUGGGCGCGCCAGAGCGCAAGAAGCUGCUAACCUUGCCCCUCACGAGGACAAAGGAACUACUCAGCAACAUGCGCCAUGCUGAAGAGAUCAUUGCAGGUGUGCGAGAGACACUUCAUGCGCUGUGUGGUCAGUCCCAGCUGAAGUUGGCCGACACACGCCAGGUACCUCCAGACUUCCAGCCCGAGACGCUGGAUUCUGACAGUGCACCGCCGCCAUGCCCGAACGGGCCGCCGCAUCCGCCUGUGAAGGUGAGCGCGACUGCACCGAUUUCAGUGCCCACCGCACUUCCGUUGAAGGCGCAGGUGCGAAUGGACCAGGUCGUUCUUGAAGCCCUUCGAGAAGACAACAAGAGAAAG